This is a messenger RNA of Rasamsonia emersonii CBS 393.64, 1137 nucleotides long. RefSeq lists its product as uncharacterized. The record is from RefSeq and is a predicted model, not a curated record. NCBI's taxonomy places the organism in Eukaryota, Fungi, Ascomycota, Eurotiomycetes, Eurotiales, Trichocomaceae. Gene Ontology annotation, molecular function: translation release factor activity. The transcript has 2 exons. The coding region runs from base 1 to 1137 and encodes 378 amino acids. Gene Ontology annotation, biological process: translational termination.
AUGGCAGCAGAGCAUGCUAAUCUCUCCAAAAUUUUGGCUGAAAGUUUCGAUGCAAAGGUUGCUAAGCGAGUUGGCGAGCUCGCACCGGUUGCUAACGCUUUGAAGGAAUGGGACAACACAAACGAAUCUAUCUCAGAACUCAGAUCAUUGCUCAAUGAUCCCGAGAUUGACCCUGAACUGCGAUCUCUCGCUAUCGAAGAUCUCGAGUCCAGCAGCGCUAGGCUUCCCACGAUCUCAGACAAUCUGAAAAAAUCCCUUAUUCCAAAACAUCCUUUUGCUGAUCUUCCUUGUCUGCUCGAAAUCCGGCCUGGAGCAGGCGGAGAUGAGGCCGGCCUUUUUGCAUCCGAACUUUUGAGAAUGUAUAUCGCUUUCUGCUCCCGUCGAGGCCUCCGAACAAACAUUGUGAAGCAAGAUGUAGAAGAUGGCCCAUCCAAUGACCGCCUCACUGAGGCAAUUAUGGAGGUCGAAAAUGAAGGCAGCUACGACAUUCUCAGGACGGAAACGGGCGUACACAGAGUCCAGAGGGUCCCUGCCACAGAGACAAAAGGUCGCACACACACCAGUGCAGUUAGUGUGAUGGUACUGCCAAGCUUCCCUGAAGCCGGUGGAGAUGAGAACGAUUAUGAAGACCCGAACAGCGAUUACUACGUCGAUCCCCAAGAAGUCCGUUCCGAAAGGAUGCGUGCCAGCGGUGCCGGAGGGCAGCAUGUCAAUAAAACAGAAUCCGCCAUCCGGUUGACACACAUUCCAACUGGAAUAACUGUCUCCAUGCAAGAUUCGAGAUCUCAACAUGCAAACCGUAAGAAAGCAUGGCAGCUGUUGCGAGCUAGAUUGGCUGAAGCAAGGAGGGAAGCACGCGAAGAGGAAAUGGUGAAACUCAGAAGGGGCGCCAUGGGCGGUGUCGCCAAGAUGGGCCGUGGUGAUAAGGUUCGCACCUAUAACUACAGCCAGAGUCGAUGUACCGAUCACAGAAGUGGAAUCACAGUGCACGAUCUUGCGAGCGUCCUCGAUGGCGGCCAUGGUCUUGAGACAGUCAUGGAGAGUGUCCGAGGGUGGCUCGUGGACCGUGAGGUGCAGAUGAUGGUCGCUGAGGAGGCAGCAAAAGGAUCCACUGGUAUAAACGCAAAAGUCAAGUAG